This is a messenger RNA of Petromyzon marinus (sea lamprey), 12180 nucleotides long. RefSeq lists its product as uncharacterized. Lineage: Eukaryota; Metazoa; Chordata; Hyperoartia; Petromyzontiformes; Petromyzontidae. The record is from RefSeq and is a predicted model, not a curated record.
UGGUCUAGCGGAGGGGGCGUGGUCUGGUAGAGGAGGCGUAGUUUGCCAGAGAGUUAUUUUCAACCGCGCUCUCAGUCGCCGUCGCCGCCUGUUCCUGCGGCCUGUUGUCGUCCACCUUCUUCGCUCACUCCUCGCUCUCUCCGCGCGUCCGCCCUCUCCGUUGUCCACCCCUCUCGGCCUCUGCGCCGCGGGGGGAGAUGAAGAGGAAGCGGCCCAGCGCGGCCGGGGGGAGCGGCGCCGCCAAGAAGAGUUUGGUGGUCCAGGUGACGAAUGGGCUCAGGAGCAGAGUGGGCUCGUGGAUCCAGGGGAUUUUCCGGCCGGACAAUGACAGCGAGUCGAGGGUCACUUGGAGCGAUGACAGUGGCUCCUCCUGCGAGGAGGCGGAGGAGAAGCCGGCCUCUUGGGGCGACUCCCUCGUGCUCGACCCACCCUCCUCCAGCAGGGGUAGCAGCAGCCCCACUCAAACAAAUGCCCUUGGCGCCAGCUCGACUGCUGAACACAGGGCGCCUCUUGGCAACGACCGUCCUGAACAUCGGUCCUUCAGAGAGGGGUUCGCUUUUAGGGGCCCCGCAUCCCCAGCUAAGGCACUCCUACAGAAGCCUCCCCCUGCCAGGCCGUGCAAAGACGUUGCGACGCAGUACGAGGAGGAUGACGACAUGUCUUCUACGAGCGGCUUCUCGUCGCGCCACUCUGACAGAGGUAUCACUGACACAGUCAUGUCAUGGACCCUCAAGUGUGAGGAGGCCCAGAGGCCUGGACACAGCAAUACGAGUACCAGCGACAUGAGCAGAAGGAAAGACUCUGCUGCGGUUCACUUGAGUUCGAAGAGACUGGCAAACGAAUGCUUGGAUAAGCAGAACGUGUCGUACAAGCGGACUCGUGUCGCCUCUGACAACCCGGCACCUGCAUUUUCAUCGGCCUGCGCUCCACCAGAGCUUUUCAAAGCUUCCUCCGAGCGUCCCGGCCGGACCGAGGCCGCACCCUGUGACGUGGCCCAGCAGGCCGUGCGGAAGAUCCUCCGUUCCCUGGAGACCAUGUCCUCCCCUCUUGCCGACGCUAAGAAGAUUCCACUGAUGGCGUCGUGCAUCGAGAUGAAGAAUGACAGAAAGCAUCAAUCAGAAACAGCCCCUGCUUUCUCGUCUCCCUUGAAACGCCUGCGGAUUGCCGGCGUCUCGUGCUCGCCCACGGAGCACAGAGGGACGUGCCUUAAAGGCCUGCCACCGAGCGAAACUUCCGGUGAAACUCGGAGGGAACGCAGUGCAAAGCGAACCCCUAAGCACAGCCCUCACGCCAGCACGUCCUCCAUGCCGGACACGAGGUCCGCGUCCUCCCCCGGCACGUUGGGCCGGUACUGCCGCCCGCCACUCGACCGAGCAGAGAUACCUGUGGCACGCGGCGAGCGAAGGGUGGCGGCGCGCGAGCUCUCCCAGCAGACGACAGUCAAAAGUCCACCUUUGGUGGUUGCGGAAGCAAGGGCUGAGAAGGAAGAGCAGAGUGAGCGUGUGAAGAGGACGCCGGAGCGGAGGAGCAGUGGUCACUUCACCGCAUUUCUGGCAGACGACGUGAAUGACCUUGACGACAUCGAGAUGGAACCACCUUCCAACUCCCAAGCAUUUAAAAAUAUUGACAAAGGUUACAUGUCCGGCUCGUCUUCCACCACCUCCUCGUCAUCCUCAACGCCCACCAAGGGCCUGGUGACCAACGCUUCGGCCUCGACCCUCGUGCCGGCCAGUAGAUCUCCAACUUCCUCAAGAAUCUCGGAAGACGCCGCCACCAGUGGAGCGGAAGGAGACCCUUUCUGCCCUCCCGCCGACGAGUCGAAGGGCAAGUCCUCGUUUUCAAGCGAGAGCAGGGCCGCCAGCGCCUGGGAGUGCGACACGUGCCUUGUGUGGAACUCCGGGCGGCGUCUGCGCUGCGCCGCGUGCGAUGUGCCGCUGCCCAGCGUGCUGGCGCUUCGCUCCAUGCUGGUGCCGCGCCCGUCCGGCAGAGACGCGUCCGAAAAAAAGGCGGGCGCCGCGGGGCAGGGCUCGGACGAUCGGCCUGAUGGCCCGUCACCACCUGGCAGCACAGGGCUGGACAGCAACACAGAAGGGGAUACAACCAGCGUGGAGGUGGCAAACGACGCGGCUCAGGUGGAAGUGAACAGCCCGGCGGGUCCUCCCACAAUUCCACCAAGCUCGCUCGCAUCCCAAACGCUGGCGCCACAGCCGGGGCUCCCCGCAGGCAGCGGUGACAUCGAUGCCGACACGGCUGGGAGCUCGGCAGCUUCUCAGACGAAGGCUUCCGAGAUCGUCGUGCCCAGUGCCAGCAAGGCCGCUUCAGAUGGCGCCGUGCCCACAUCUGUAACCAUCGGUCAUACGUCCGAACCACCAAACACCGCACCGACGGCAGGGUAUUGUUUCGGAAGCAAACCAAUCACGUCAGCGGCUGCCGGAAUGUCAUUCCAGUUCGGAAUCGGCGGUGGCGGCCAACAACCCCAGCCCCCCGCGGCUGUGUCAGGUCUCACAGGGGUGGCGUCCGCACCCAUGCCGGGAUCGGGCCAAGUGCUGGACCAGCAGGGGGACGUGGUCGGGAAGCAGUCGCUAGAUGCCGCGUCUGCGGCGGAGAAGCAAACGCCACAGUUCUCGUUUGGAUCCUCGGCGAGCGGCUUCAAGAUCGACUUCUCUGGGCUGCAGCAGCAGGGCCUGGGCUUGAGCACGGCAUUCCGAUUCGGAGAGGCCGCCAUUGGUAAAGAUUGUACGGAUGGGCCCCUUAGCAAUCCUCCUCCAGCAUCCACCGCAGCCGCCCAGCCUGGCAGCACCGGUGUAGCCAGCAGCAGCAGUGACACGAAGCCCAAUACUACCGACGGGCACCAGCUGGCACAGAACUCGGUCGCGUCCAGCAUCAACUUGCCCGGCGUCGCUCUCAUGACAAACCCCUCCUCGCUUAUUGAUACUAGCUCCGCAGGAAUCACAGCCGCUGCCGCCACCAGCAGAUCGAACACCAGCACGGCCGCCCCCGCUUCGUCCUAUUCCUCGCCGAUGCCGGGGCUGCACGCCGCGUCCGCCACCUGUACCGUGCCAGCGCCCGCUGCCCCUGGCGCAAGCAGCGGGAUUUCGGCAGCCGCUCCCACUUCCUCCGCCUUCUUCACAUUCGAAUCCUUCACUCGGGCCAAUGGCAAGACGGACGCAGCGACGGCGGUGAGCGGCACCAACACCGCCCCCAGCACCACGGCUGGCUCCCUUUUCACCUUCGCCAACACGGCCACCGCAAACUCAAGCGGUGGCGCAGCGGCCGCGCCGUCGUUUGUCGUCAUUGGAAACCCGCUGGGCACACUUGGCGGCUCCGGCUUAAACCCCACGUUCAGCGCCGCUAGCUCCGCUGCGAACACCGUCAACAAACUCUCCUUCGCCUUCGGGAAUCCCGCUUUGCCGACAACCAGCAGCACGGCGGUUGUCGCGCCGACGGUGGCGUUUGGCGGAUUGGCGAACGGGGCUUCGGCUUCCGCGGAACCCGAAUCGAGCGUUUCCGUCGCGGCUGCGGCAAGCGGCACGGGCAACCCUUUCGUGUUCGGCGUGGCGUCGUCCAGCAGCAGCGCCGCAGGGACCACCGUGCCCAACUUCACGUUCGGCAAAAGUACCGCCGGCGCCCCUCUCCCGGCCUCCACCGCGGCUGGGAGCGCCCUCUCAGGAACUGGAGGCAACGCGGCCGCUCCCACCUUAACGUUUGGGCAAACGGCCCCACCUGUUGCCGCGCCAAGCGUCGCCGCGUCGCCGUUUACGUUUAAAGGCGGCGCCGUGAACGCCGUCGCCACGACCGCGGCGCCACUCUUCAACUUCGGAGCCAUCCGUACAUCGGGCAACCUGGCGACGACCAACCCGUCGAUAUUCACGUUCGGGAGCGGCAGCAGCGCCGUGAAAACCAGCACGACCAUCGCGCAGGCGCCCAUCUUCUCGUUCGGCAACGUGACGUCCGCAGCCACCGCGGCGCUCUCCACAAACGCGCCUCCGCAGGGCGCCGCCGGCGUCACGAUCCAGCCGUUCCAGUUCGGGGCGACCGCCACGACCGCCGGGACCAGCGCCGGUGCGAACGGUGGCAACUUUGCUUUCGGUGGCGCACCUUCUGGCGCCGCCCCGGCUCCGACGUUUGCCAAACCAGAAGCGCCGACCUCGGUCUUCAAGUUCGGAGCUUCUGGUGCUGCCAACAGCGGAGGAACGCAACCGGCUGGGUUCGCGUUUGGCACGACCGCGCCGUCAGCUGUCGCCACUCCACCAACCGUGCCGGCGCUGUCCUUUGGGCUGCAGGGUGGCAGCAAGCCAGAAGUGGCAGCUGGAUUUUCAUUCGGAGCUGCCGCUCCGGCUCCCGCACCUGCCCCAACUGCCGUGCCGCUGUUCAACUUCACAAAUGCCGAAAGCAACAACAGCAACAACAAUGCCGGAUUUAGGUUUCCGUCCAACACCAAUCCUGCAGCCUUCGGUGCUCAGCCCAGCAGUCAGCCAGGUUUCGGACAAACAGGCAAUCCGGCGCCUGUGUUUGGAUGCUCACCCAACCCCUCGCCAGUAUUCGGGCAAGCGGCCAAUCAGACGCCAGCCUUUGGGCAGGCAACCAAUCACGGGCUGGCUUUUGGACAGCAGGCCAACCAAGCUGCCAUGUUUGGGCAAGCGACUAAUCAGGCGUCAGCUUUUGGUGCUGCUGUGUCUGCGUUCAGCCAGACAGCCAAUCAAAAUGCAGCAUUCGCGUCGCAGUUUGGACAGGCGACCAAUCCACCCCCUGCCUUCAAUGCUACUCCUCCCACCAACAACGGCUCGUCUCCAUUUGCGUUUGGAGCGAACCAGCCCACGCCGCAGCCCUUCCCUGCCUCGAGUCGUCCCACGUUCACUAUCGGCUCGGCAGGCAGCAACCGGGGAAACCCCCACCGGCGGAUACGCACGGCGCGGCGCAGGCGAGAUCAGAACGAGCCGGCGCACUUCCACUGAGUCUGCACCUGGGAUGAGACAUGCAGGUAUUGGUGUCACGCACGCUUGCUCCGGACUGAAGUUCCAUCGGUCAGUCGCUCCUCAAUCCCAUUCGAGAGGCUGAACAGCGCUCCUGCAAGCAACUGCUAGGAUGCAAGGUUGUACCUGGAGUGAAGUUGCAUGUCAGGAAUGGAGAAUGGAAUGGAUAGCUUCUGCAGGCGACGACAAAGAGACUUCACUCUGUAGCCGACAGGCACACAAGGUGCAACGGUGCGCGUUUCGAACAUGGUUUGGAAAGAAAGGGGCCUCGUCAUGAAUCUCUGGCUUUCUGCUUUGAGGUUUGAGUCCUUUAAUAGGAGCGUUCAAAGGCUAAUGUGUUGAAAGGUAACAAACCAGCGAGCGUUAGGCUGAGAUGGUUUUAGAACGCUAGGUUUAAGAUGAAUGGGAAUACUAUUAAUUUAAAUUCUUAAAAUAUAUUAGCUUUACUUGAGCUGAUGUCGGCUAUUUAGCGCGAUGUAUUAUAAGGCCAAUGUAAGUAACAUGCAGUGUGUAUGCAUGGUCAGUCUGAUAUUUUUCAACUUUUUCCAUAUGCCAGCUCAUGAAUUUCCACAUUGUACAUUGAGAUAAGUGUAACUCAACUCAUCUGUUAUUACAUAGCUUAGUCAAUUGGCCUGUUCUCUUGUUUUAAUUUGAAAUUGGUUUGUUUGCCACAAAUCUAUGUUGGCUAAUUUAAAAUCGUUAAUGACCUUUUUAACGUGUAAGAAAGAAUUUCACAAAUAGUUGCCUAGAGCUGGCAGAGGUGAGGGGUACUAAGAUCGUCAUAUUUUCGUGGAUAUUGUACAAUUUAAUGUUCCAACUUUAAAUGUUAAUAUAUUGCGAUGGAACUCGCUUAAGUGGCUGUUCUGAUAAUAAUAAUAAGAAUAAUUUGUCCAUUUAAUUAUAUUGCUGAAUUAACAGAAAAUGAACUGAAAUGGACAGAUUUGCACUUGGUGUUUUUGGCGGGCAAAAGCCGGACGUUGAAAGUAUUGGCUGAGGAAAUGCUGCCGCUUUCUGCGAUGCAGGGGACAGUUGCUGCUGUGCUGGCCAAGUUAAACAUUGGGCAGAGGAUUCUAGAGAGUUGUUGAAACGUUUAGGUUGCUGAGCCAGGACACAAGGAGAACAAAUAGAUCUGGAAUGGAGUUGUGAUGAAUAUGAGGUCAUGUGAACUCUCUGACAGUGUGAUCCUUGAGAAUGCAUUCAAUGUUAAGCCAUAACUUUUUGGCCUGCGGUCUGCACAGUGAGUGUUGUGGCUCAUGGUCGCAGCACAGGUAAAGCAUGUCCUUAGAAUCGUUGCCAAAAAUAAUAAUACACAUCUUUAGGAACACUGCAAAAGAAAAGCCCUGGGUUUGGGUAAAUCACUAUUUAUUGGUGUGUUUGUAAGAGGUACGAUAUUCACAUUGGAUUUGAUCGGCUGUUGUUUUCAACAAAGACGCUGUGUAUAGUUUACAUUUAAAACGUACAUGUGUGAAGAUUGUAACACGCAUUUAGGUUGAGCCGACUGUGGAGUGAAGGGCAGGACAUUUGUAAGUAAGAACUUAACUCCUCUGGCUUACUGACGUGUAGCUGCAGUACUUAUUGGCACCUUAAGUUCGCAUUGAAGUCGAUUGCACAUUGUUGUCACCUAGUUUGACGCAAUACCGUAUUUGAUAUCUUCCGAUGGGAUCCAAAAAAACAUUAAUGUUUAAAAAACGAUUUACUGUGCGCAAUGUGCAGCAAAGAGAAUUGCGUUUUGGUAUUUGCGAGUGGGUCGGUCGACUGUUUUUGCUCCGUCUCUGGAUUUGGCCAAAGUGAACUUCUGCCACCCAGUGGCGACCAGGGUUUGGUUUACUUCACAAGCAGCACAACCGGGGGUAUUUGGCAAUAGGAAUCACAUGUGCCAUUGGCUUGUUACGUGUACGCUACACUACUUACUGCCUAUUGGAACACCACCGGCUGAGAGGCAUCCAGGUUGCCAGGUCACUGCAGGUGUUACAGCUUGCUUCGUUUAGCUUUAGUUUUUGGCUUGGUUUGCGUUUGAGUACUCCUAACGACAUGUUGUGCUGUUGUAUUUACUAUAAGGUGAAUGUGCGUGACGGUGCAUCGCUGCAUAUUACUUGUUCUCGUGACUGCUGGCAGAAGGGCUUCCGUGAACAGCUGCUCUCGAGAGGCCUUCUAGAGAGGCCCCCUCUGGAGGGUAGUGGGAUAGUGUGUCUAACGCUGUUGUUUUCUUCAGCGGUUCAAACCACAAUUUAGUCUUCGGCAAUGCGUAGUUAAUGAGCAAGCUGACAAACGUGUCGUUUGCAAUUAAAUUUGUAAAGUAUUAGUGUAUUACACGUGAGACGUGAGCGUGUUUAGUGACGCUGGUUCGGUAAUUCACUGCAAGGAAGACGUGAAAAGUGAAUGGUCAACGUGGAUGCACGAUUACAGGCAGUGCCAUGAUGUUGGUGUCGUUGGUAUUUGGUCACCACGCAUGUAAUCAUUCAUCCCCUCUCCCCUUCUGUCUCUCACGUCUUCUGUUAUUUGUGCUGCCGUAUCUCGCAUGGCCUGUCUCACUCUUCUCAACCCGUUAGCCUAAAGAAACACACACUGCCUACAUUUGCAUUAAUCAUUAACGAUGUAUUCUCACAUGCACAAUUUGUUGCAUGCGUAAUCGAUUUUAAUUCAUGAUUCAGUGAAUCAUUCAAGUUAAAAGUGCUUUCUUGCUUACUUGGGCAUUGAGACAGUGCUUAUCUCCUGUUUACAGCCAUGAGCCGUUGGUGGGAAUUCCACACUUCUAUGGCCGGGUGCGAGUCUAUCCAUAGGACAGCCCGUGUUGACUUCCCCACAAAACGGUACUCAUUUUAUCGACUCCAAAAUUCAAGUAAUUACUCGGGCUGCUUCUGACUCAUUGUGCAACUAACUAGAACUCAACUGCUGAUGCCCUGGUAAUUAUUUUUUUCUAGAUGAUGAACCGAGUUCAUCCCCAACCAGGAUUUCAUCUCACAGUCUCGCGAUUGCGAGCUACCGCUGAACCAUCAUUGCACACGAGGCAUCCCAGUAUCCAAUCGGAGUGAGGAUUUGCGAUAUCAGCGUGGUCUUGUGGAACUUAUUGCUUCACGUGCCUCUCGGCGAUACGCAUUGCGACAUACAUUAGCAAUUCACAAUAUAUUUUUUUAUUGAUGAGAUUGCGUUAAGGGUCGAAGUGCAUUGGAUAGGGUGGUGAGAUUGCUCUGUCGGUCCAAAGUGUGUCCAUAAGCAACGUUGCCAGGCUCUGUCUACAGUGUAAGUGGGCUGCUGGAAUCGGGAGCCAUAUGGAUUUCAACAACGUCAUCAUCUGAUCAAUCUCAUCAGAUCUUGUUAGCCGAGUAGAUGCGAGGCUGGAUAGUGCUUGGGGUUGGGGGAACUGCCAUGCACAGUAAGGUUGACAUAGGUGGCUGUGGGACCACAUGGUGGACAGUACAACAAUGUUGAGGGAAGUCAAGAAAAUACGUUGUGUUGUACUUCUGUGCUCCCGCAUCUAUGCUCCCCACCUUCACCAAUUAGCGCGAUCAAAUAACCUCCGUGACCGGCACGGCUCUCAUCCAGCAGUGGAUUGAUAAAGGGCUGCACAUAGAGAUGUAUGUCGUCCAAGGAAGAAUGAGGGAAUUCGUGUAGGUCAUUCAUAGUUGUUUCUUAUUCCAGCUUGGUUUUUUUAAAUAGUUUUUUUCUUGUUUCAGUGUGUGUGUGUGUUGAACACUGCUUCUGUCAUUAAAUUAGCCAUUAUUGCUUUGACACUGCCGCGUGGGUGUCUUAGGCAAGGCAGGCACAGGCUUGUGAUGGCACCUCAGGGGAUGGUGACCCGACAGAAUAUGGUAAGGUGGAAGAGACAUGGUAAUCCUACCGUCCAUUUUGCAAAAUAUAAUUUUGAUCUCGCUUAUCCGUGUUAAUUUAAUUUAUUAGAUAUUUUAUUUGCUGACCAUGUGAAAUGACAAAUUCGUUACUUAAAUUUGUAAGCAAAGAGCCAUUGUCCAUUAAAUUAGUGCUUUGAAAAAUGUUUUUUUAGCAAUUUAUGGCAUUGGCUAUUACAUGCUGUCAUUUUUCGAUUCAAUGGAAUUCAUAGUUUCCUGUGCACAUAUCGGCAGGAGUGUGCAUAAGCGUUUCAGAUUGUAAAAUUUGCAAGGAAAAGAAGACGUGGCCAGCUCAUGUUGAGUGAACUGCAGUUGACAAGCUUAGUCACAGCAGAGCACAAAAACAAGUCAACAGCAAAUGUGAAAUACAAUUACAAAGUUACAGGAAACUAACAUCGCGGUAACCAUCACAUCGGGAGUUCUCGCAGCGCGAAAAAUUAUAUCACGCUAAGCCCAAUUGGGUUCCGAUUAGACACAUUCACGCACAGAGUGAACUUGGGUGAAGGGUUGCGGGCCUACGAUUGCUGAAGGCAGUUGCAGGGCUGCUCUGUCGGGCAGCCGUGCCCGUUGGUAACAGGGUUCUUGCACGACGUGCUUUGUGGUUUGCGAUGGAUAGCUUCUGGGUCGAGUCCUUCCCCCUCCGCUGCAUGCCAGCGUGGCGCAAUCACCGCGGCCGCUUUAGGAGGGUGCAAGGUGUAAGUAGCCCUUAUCGUCGUACGUGAACUGCGUGUACAAUUACAUAACCGCGUCGAGCUUAUUUCCGUGCUGGUGAAUGUUGCCGAUUGACUUGAAUUUUUUCGAAUGAACUCUAUAAUACAAGUGAUAGCUCUGAAGGGUGGGGGGGGGUGGGAGUGUGGCUCGGUUGGAAGUUGUUCGUCAGAACUUGUUUGUGUUCCCGAGGUGCAGAAAGUGCACUGUUGAUGGAUUGCCAGGCCUAAUGCAAGGCAGAAUGUAAAUAUUGAGCGUCACAUUGCAAUAAUUUGAUCGCGAUAAUAAACGAUACACACUGAUACCACCAACUCCAGCGUUCGCUGCAUGCUUGUGGAAAGAACACUGAUUAUGCAAUUACCUGCGGCAUUUUAAGUCUGCAGGUCUUUGUUCUGCGCUGGUCCAUUUUUUUUUUUAAGUGUUGCAUAAGGCGUGAACCGUUCACAACUCGUGGUGUAGCUUAUUAACCAGUGUGUGCAAGGUAUUCAUAAAGUAAGGUCCCUGGUUUACUACAAGGCCCGGAGCUCUGGACUAAUGUUGAGUGUGUGUUGGGUGUGCAAGACAAUUCCUUUGCAGGUAUUGUCUACCUUGCCACCAUUCCCAACCAUAACCACAAUUAGGGUAGAGCCGGGCCAUUAUCGGAUUACUGUAUUAUAUCGAGAUGACUAUAGUAAUUGGAAUACUCUUUCUAUUAUUGGUUCAAUUUAUUCGACCAAUUGGAUAACAUGAAAGAGUUGGAGGAAAAAAAAGUGUCACCUCUGCGAACGCCUCCCCUCACGUGCCGCUGGUCGGGAGGUGAUGAGCAGGGCUUGGUGACAUCAGCUCCAUCACGCCGGGCGUGGCUUGUAGGGGGUUUCCUGCCUUCAGGAGGCGGCUGUGGGGGGUGGCCGCCAUUUUUAAAGGGGUCCAAGCGUUCAACCAUAAAAAAAUGCACAAGAUUGAAAUUUUGGCUAAUCGACUAAAUCGACUAAUUGUCCCAGGAAAUCCAAAGGGAUGUGCAUUUCGAUGAAGUAAAAGUGGAUGAUACUUUAUGAAUGCCUUUGCUUGUGUUUUUUUUGUAUUGUUACCUAAAGACAAAGUAUUAUUUUCAUGUUUGAUAGGGGCAGCAAUACUGCAGAGGGAAUUUGAUAGUUUAUGAAUUACAGUCAUAAUAAUCAUCAUCAUUCCUUAACAUUUGUGAUGGUGGUGGUGUCAAGGUUAAACCUUAGGCUCGUUGUAAAUAUGAGUGGAAUGACUGUCUUCCAAGGUCCACGUUACCACUGCAAAAUUGCUAACUCUACCUCAAAGCGUUGCUUGCUGUAGUGUUUAAUCUGACGGGGCUCAAAUUGGGCGUGAGCACUGAGGCAUUACUCCUGAUCCGUGGGUAAUGUUUCGGUUAUAAAAUGUGGUUAAUUGUGCAUUACUAGAAUUGUAUCUUCAUGUACAUUGUGUGUGUGUAUACUGGGGUAUUCGAUCUUCGCGAAAAGCUCUUGCCCCAACUGCCUGUGUGGGCUUCACCGGAUUCUUUGUCUUUGUGCAUGAGUGGAGUCGUGGCAUAGUGGUUGUUAGCGCCCUGUGCGGUGACUUUCCGAACCCGUCAUGGGCCUCUCCCCUAUGUCGACUAAGCCUUAAAUGAGUAACUAUUGCAAUCUUUAAUCGUUAGCACUGGGGGAGACCGAGCCGGAAAGGCGUAGUGCUGUCAACACCGCCGCCUCGCCUGUCCUGGUCUUAACAGACGCUCGCUAACAGCACUUGCCCCGACAUCCUGUUUGGCUAUAUGGGGGAUCUUUGCGUAUAAUACACACACACAUUGUACGUUUACACAUUUACUUGUGUAUGGGAGGGGCUCUCAAAAUGUUUUGAGAAUGUGCUACUAACAUUGUGCGGACUUACUCGAAACCACUUGAUUUUUUUUAUUCAGUCCUUACAUUAUUGCACUUAUUACACGAUUGUUACAUAAUAUUGGAGUCAAAAUUCCUUAACGUAAGAUCAAUGAGACCAAUGUUAUUGUCAUUCUCAAGGUGUUUUGAUUGCCUGUAUUAUCUAGAUGUAUAUUUCCCUUGUAAUGGUUAAGAGAAUGUUUAAUGGUAUUACUUUUAUUUUAUUAUAAUUUCUUUUUAUAUAUUUUAAAAUAUGUUUCGUAAUUUGUCUAUGCAGUCCUUCUUAUUCAACGUUGCCAAACACCGCUGGCGUUAAAUGCUCGGGAGGAGAGGUGAACGAAUUAGGGCACUCGCGUAAAUUUCUACAGUCGGAGCAAACAUUUUCAACGUUUAAGAAAGGUGGUAUUUAUUUUUGUACUCUGCUAAACGGACGGCCGCUGGUGGAUUUGGAUAAAGAAAACGUUUGCUCGCUGGCGAUGCGAUUAGCGUGCCCCGAGGCAGGAAAACAAGACGGCUUGUGCGUACUGCGCGCGUGUGUGGCCUUGCGAGACUACAGUCGAGCCUUCGUGCAUCCGCCCCUCGGCGCGCUCUCGCGAUGUCGUGGUCGUACCGGAGAGAGCGAGAGAGAGAAACAAAACUGUCGCGAAUCUUCCUCUCAUUACUUGUUUGUGGGGUCAUUUUGUCACCAAAACAAAGCGGGGUGGGAGAGGUUAAGAGUUGUGUUUUUAAUAAGUUUACAUGACUUAUCGUAAUGUAUUUGUUGUAUUAAUCUCAUUAAAUACAGGAUAGAAGACA